Oreochromis aureus is the source of this 5113-nucleotide messenger RNA. RefSeq names its product leucine rich repeat and fibronectin type III domain containing 5a (gene lrfn5a). NCBI's taxonomy places the organism in Eukaryota, Metazoa, Chordata, Actinopteri, Cichliformes, Cichlidae. Bases 1418 to 4078 code for a protein of 886 amino acids. The transcript has 12 exons. Gene Ontology annotation, molecular function: protein binding. The record is from RefSeq and is a predicted model, not a curated record.
GCUCCGGGGAUUAACGGUAACAGAGCAGCGACCUGCGAAGAGGAUCGCGAAGCAGGUUAAGCUUUCAGUGAGCGAGUAACCGGGCGACAGCUUGGCCGGGACGUUACUGCUCUUUUUAUUCUGCUUCAUUUUCUGCCCUUUUAUACAUUUUCCUCUUCUCUUUAACUCCUGACUGCAGCGGAGACCCACAGAGUUGAGAGAGGGUGAGCGACGGGAAGAGACACUCAGAGACAGAAAGAGAGAGAGAGCAAGAGAGAGAGGACAGCGAGAAAGGGAACGGGAGGGAGUGGGUGUAAAAGAAAAUCCCAAAUUCGAUAUUAAAAGCUUGUCUGACAAGCCAGGAAAUGUACUGGUUUGGAUUUUUAAGUGCUUAAUAACCAACAAACUCUCCCUAACCCGCGGAAUUUUUCUGGAUUAAUUUGAGUUUUCCACCCCUUUUUUUCCUACCUGGGAUAUUUUCUGCCUUGCAGCGGAAUUCUCCCUGUUUCACCUGCCCUAGGUGAAAGAGGGAGGAGAAGGAGCGGAAGAAGAGGCGAGAAAUAGAAGACAAAAAGAAGGAAGAUAGAGAACAGGAAGGAGACGGGUGGAGGGCUAAGAGAAUCACUCCAGUUUUCUCUCGGAUGGGAUUCUUCCCUUACCAAGCGGAUGGAGGGAUGAAACCGGGAGAGAAGAAGACGGGGGAGAGUGUGAAAGAGAGAGGAGCGAGAACAAGAGGAGGAUGUAGUCGUCGGGCGCUGUGAGAAUGCAAAACGGACGCACCCCUCCGGAAGACCGGAUUGAACUAUAAACCUAAACGGAAUUUACAGACAACCAAAGGAUAUUACGCACAUUUACUAAGAUAUAUACGUAUAUGGGGUAUAUUUUCGUAUUUGGAGCCUAUUUGUGUGGAAUUACAACUAUAAUUGUCGCAAUAAUGGGAUUUGGAGAAAUAAUUGCGCGCUGACAGCCGGUGAACGAAGAAAACGUAUCCUUGAAAGAGUGAGAAAAACCGAGGAGAAAAUUUUGGACCUGUACCUUCAUCCAUGAUGCUGUAGCUGUGGUAGCCUUGGUAACAUGUGAAUCCUGCGGCGUGUCAUCAGCAUUUACAUCUCUAAAGCCCUCGAAUUCUUAGCAAAACAGAUCAAAGUCAAAGUCGAGUCUGCCUGUCCCCUGCUCACUUUGAUGAAUGGAGACCUGGCUUGAUGGAGGGAUGGGGAGGAAGGAUGAAUAAAAGGGGGAAUGAAUAUAUGACUGAAGUAUAAGAAGCUCUGAAUGAAGUGACAGGUUGGAAGGAUAGAUGGGUUUCACCUUUCCAUCACCUUCUUCAAUGAUGUUCCUGUGUGAGGAGGAAAAGGGAGAGGACAGGGAGAAGAGAUAAAAGGAAAAAAACAAAAGGAGGAGUAUAAUUCACACAUGAGAGGAGACGCAGGUACAUAGGAUGCACACUCUAAGGUGUUGUUUCCAGGUACGGGGGGUAACCAUGGAAAGGCUGCUACUGUGUGUAAUGCUGGCCGUCGCCAUGGCUGUGCGGGCACAGAUAUGCCCAAAACGCUGCGUAUGUCAAAUACUGUCACCCAACCUGGCAACCCUCUGUGCCAAGAAAGGUCUACUAUUUGUCCCACCCAACAUUGACAGACAUACAGUGGAGCUACGACUGGCUGACAAUUUUGUCACAAGUGUGAAAAGAAAAGAUUUUGCAAACAUGACGCGUUUGGUGGACCUAACAUUAUCCAGAAACACCAUUUCCUACAUCACACCUCAUGCCUUUGCUGAUCUGGAAAACCUCAGAGCCCUACACCUCAACAGCAAUCGACUGACGAGGAUAGGCAAUGAUACAUUCAGUGGGAUGUCCAAGCUUCAUCACCUGAUUCUGAACAACAACCAGCUGGUCAUGAUUCACCAGGGAGCAUUCAAUGACCUGCUGGCACUGGAAGAAUUGGAUCUUAGUUACAAUAACCUCGACUCUAUUCCAUGGGAGGCCAUCCAGCGAAUGACAAGCCUCCACACGCUGAGUUUAGACCACAACAUGUUGGAAUACAUUCCAGAGGGAACCUUUUCCCUUUUACAGAAACUAAACCGGCUGGAUGUCACCUCUAAUAAACUCCAAAAGCUACCACCUGACCCACUUUUUCAACGAGCACAGGUUCUAGCAACGUCAGGGAUGCACGCCUCUUCUUUUGCACUGUCAUUCGGUGGCAACCCUCUCCACUGCAACUGUGAGUUACUUUGGCUGCGAAGGCUGAACAGGGAGGAUGACCUGGAGACGUGUGCCACACCCCAGCACCUGUCUGGCCGAUACUUCUGGUCCAUCCCUGAAGAGGAGUUUCUCUGCGAGCCUCCACUCAUCACCAGAUACUCUCACGAGAUGAGGGUCCUUGAAGGCCAGAGAGUUGCUCUCAGGUGUAAGGCAAGAGGUGACCCAGAGCCAGCCAUUCACUGGAUCUCUCCUGAGGGUAAACUGGUCUCUAAUUCCUCCAGAACACUUGUCUACGCUAACGGAACUCUGGACAUUGUCAUCAGUAAGGUGCAAGACACUGGCUCGUUCACCUGCAUCUCCUCCAACCCCGCCGGCGAGGCUCACCAAACAGUGGAUUUGGUUAUUAUCAAACUCCCGCACAUUUCCAACAACACAAACAACAUCCAGGAGUCUGACACGCGAUCGUCGGACAUUUCCACAUCAACCCGAGGCGGCGCCAAUGGGAGCAACGCGACAGGUGAUGUGAAGAGUGGUGUGGAUAAGAGGGUGGUGACAGCUGAGGCCACGUCAUCAACUGCACUGAUCAAGUUCAACUUCCAGAGGAAUAUACCAGGAAUUCGGAUGUUCCAGAUACAGUAUAACGGAAGUCAGGAUGACUCACUGGUUUACAGAAUGAUCCCUCCAUCAAGCAAGAACUUCCUAGUCAACAACCUGGCGGCUGGCACCCAGUACGACCUCUGUGUCCUGGCCAUCUACGAUGACGUUAUCACCUCUCUGACAGCGACGCGAGUGGUCGGCUGCGUGCAGUUCACCACCGAGUCAGAGUACAUGAGAUGUCAUUUUAUGCAGUCUCAGUUCCUGGGCGGGACUAUGAUCAUUAUCAUCGGAGGGAUAAUAGUGGCCUCGGUUCUAGUUUUUAUUAUCAUCCUGAUGAUACGAUAUAAGGUGUGUAACCCUAGUGAGGGUGGCAAAGGCAUUUCAAUGUCAAUGACCAACGUUCACUCACAGACCAAUGGGCAGCAAUCACAGGGCUGCACCGUGACUCCAAGCUCCUCUAAACAUGGCUCAAUCGGAUUAGACGACCUCUCAGGAGGCACAAAGAGGAGUGGAGCUGCAGCAGCGGGAGGUGGGGGAAAGGAUACAAUAGCUCAGGCCUCUGAGUCUUCCCUGCCUGACUGCCCCACAGCCACAUCGGUUCUCAGCCAGGCUUGGUCAGCCAGAAGCCCAACAGCUGGAGCCGAGGAACGAGAGAAAACAGUUGAAGAGAGAGCUCAAGCCGGCAUUGCAUCACCCACCACCACCACAGGCUCCCUACACAAGCCAAAGCGAAAGCCCGCCCCAACUAAGCCCGGCUCUGCUUGCUCCAGUGGCCAGGGGAUGAUCGAGAACCUCCCAACUGCCUCCUCGACACGGCCACCUUCCUCCACUUCCACCGCCUCCUCCGCCCUCCUUCAUUCCCCAUCCCCCGGACCCCUGGAGAAUCUCAACACCAACCGAAAUAACUCCACCGCUCUCAAUCAGACCCCACCACCUCCCUUUGCCUCUUCCCCUUUCUUCAGCCCCAUCGCCACACCGAGCCCAGUCCCAUCUGUGCGAUUCAGAGAGACGCCCAUCCUGCGCCGGGCUCCUCGCACCACCUCCUCCUCUGCCAGAUAUCAGACUCUUCCUGUGGAGGAGGGAGGAAGAAGCAGAGCUAGGAGGAGGUACUCACUCAGUGAAGGAGGCUCAAAAACUCACUCCGCCCACCAGGGAGGAGGAGGAGGAGGAGCACCCAAAAUAGGACGCGUAAUACGGAACAAAAGGAGCCAAUCAAUGAGCGGUAUGCUACUCCCAAAAGAUGGGGACGAAGAGUCGGACAAAGGGCGGUGUGACUCUGACUGGAUCUUAGAAAGCACAGUUUGAACUGGAAUGAGCCAGUGACCAUAAAAUGAACUUUGGUUUAUUCAUUGUUUGUCCUUUGUGUGAGUGGAUGCGUGCAGUGUGAAUCAGUUUUGUUUAUAGGCGUAUGCGUGAAAAGCCUGCUUGUGUCACGAAAAACUUUGUGUGUUGUUACUGUGUGUUUUCCUGUUUGAAUUUUCUUUCUAAACGUGUGACAGGAUGACUGUGUUUCUGGUAAACAUGUGUGCGCUUUUUUUUCCCUUUCUUUUUUUUAAAUAAUCAAUCUUUUCAUAACUUUUCUCCACAGUUAUUUGUACUUGGUUUACAGUUUACAGUUUUGUUUUUUGAUUUUGUUUCCACUUCAACAGUAUCCAUUUUGCAGUCAAUCAUUCAGCGAGUGGAUAACUUGCCUUGUCUCAUAGCGUCCUCGAGUUGUCUCGUUGGUUCCACUUUAUAGCACAAAAGAAAAACAAGACAAUGGACUCGCCACAUCAUUUCCCGAUUCACGUUCACCUUAUCUGAAAAAUACCACAAAAAGGGAAUUAAUACAGGAAAUAAGAGGAAUAAAAAAUACAAAAAUGGGAAAAGCACACCAUUCUUAAUGUUCACAAGCUCACAGAGAUGUGCAUCCAUAAUGUGGCAAGAGAAUAGCAGUCGGUGCCUUCUUUUGCACUAACAGACCCUCACUAACAGAUACUUUAACCGGAUUUAGGACUCCACCAUGGCUCCACGAAUGAGGGGACGGAUUAAGGAAGAGAGAUUUCACACAUAGCCUUUCUUACCUAUUGCGGAGUACCGACCUUUUCUGGACAUAUAAAGACAAAAUGUUACAGACAGAUGAAGACUUUAAUGAACCUCUUAUGAAAUUGAUAUUUUUUAAAGGGAAGUAUUAAAAAAAAGCAAAGAAAAAAAAAGCAACGUGAGAACCUUGUGAGCUUUUCACUGACACUGGUAUAAUACAGCCUGUGUUGGUCACAAGCUCACAGAAAGCUUCUGUACAGAAAAAGACAACAUGUACUGUGUUGUUAUGUUGUGUAAAAUAAAAAAGGGAUAAAAUGA